CGCGCGCGAAUUCAGUCGUACGCCGCCAUUACAUCGUAACUGUCACUUUCGCUUUUAUUUCCGAACGUUUUCGGUGUGUUAGUUAUCUGUGAGACAAAAUAUAAAAAUGAAGAAUUCGAUUAUUAUUUUCGCUUCAAUAACAACAUUGGCGAUAGGAGAAAAUUUAUUGCCGGAAGAUUUCACCAGAUGUCGCCAGAAGGACGCCAAGCUAAAUGACUGCCUUAAGGGAGCCGUGCCCGAUGCCCUCCGAAGAAUGACUAAAGGUAUUCCAGCGCUAUCAGUGCCGCCACUGGAGCCAUUAUUGGUGUCCGGUAUGAACAUUGAGACGGGCGCGGGGCCGGUCGUCAUCAGCCAGGUCUACCACAACAUACAGUUGCACGGACUUACGGACUCCCGUCUUACGUCAUACAAGGCAGAUCUCAAGCAUUACAGAUUGAGGACAGAUUCAAUAACACCUAAGAUGGAUUUCAUCGCCGAUUAUGUGAUGAAGGGAAGAAUAUUAGUCCUUCCUAUCCAGGGUAAAGGAGUUGCAAACAUAACCAUGGUUAAUUUGGUUGUAAAACAUGAUUUGAUCGGUGAACCUGUAAUAAAGGACGGUGAAACUUACAUGCACAUAAAAGACUACAAGGUCAAAUUCAUUCCUGAGAGGGUUAUCCUGCAUUUCUCCAAUUUAUUUAACGGCGACAAGGCUUUGGGAGACAACAUGAAUAAAUUCCUUAAUCAAAACUCCGACCUAGUUUUCAACGAAUUGAAGGAAUCAUAUGAAAAAAGUCUUAGUUCGGUAUUUCAAGAUGUCACGAAUAAAAUAUUCGACAAAGUUCCAAUGAAUAAGAUCUUCCCAGAGGAAUAAAUUUAGCUGUGAU
This is a messenger RNA of Papilio machaon (common yellow swallowtail), 863 nucleotides long. RefSeq names its product protein takeout. The record is from RefSeq and is a predicted model, not a curated record. NCBI's taxonomy places the organism in Eukaryota, Metazoa, Arthropoda, Insecta, Lepidoptera, Papilionidae. The transcript is spliced from 6 exons. The coding region runs from base 107 to 850 and encodes 247 amino acids.